AUGCAAGCAGCCGGCAAGCACAACAAUCUCAGCUCCGGCCGGCGCUCGCUCGACCAAGCACCCUACGGCGCGAACGUCGCGCUCGGCCACCGCGCCGCCGCGGACGAGGACGGCCCGGGCCUGUUUCACUGUAGCAAGCGCCAGUGUUCCGACUGCCACGAGGACUCCAUCGUCGCCGCAUUGCCCUCGUGGCGACUCGCCGAGGCUCUCCCGCUCACGCCCACAGCGUCCAACCUGCGCGUCCGCGGCGGCCCCGACGAGCACGCACGGAAGCACCUCACCGACCCCGCCCGCGUCGGACCCUGCCAAACACCCCCCCCCCACCUCUACGUCGAGAACCCGGCAUUCGAGGAGAGCGUCUUCGUCUCGGCGCGCCGCAAGGCCGCCAGGGCCGCGUCGAGCCGCGUGACACGCCAGGGCGGGGAGGACAGCCACCCCACGUGGGACGGUGCCCCCAAGCACGGGUCUGACAGCGGGCUCGUCGGCGGGUCGGAGCACGGGCAGGCGCGCAAGCACGCUGCGCCGGCCCCGCUCGCGGCGCACUCGACCCGGGGAGUCUUGACCGCGGCGACCGCAGGCGAGCGCGUCACCGGCGAGGGCGGGCGCGACACGCAGCACGUGGAGCAGUGCGCGACCGCGGAGUGCUGCGGCGUGGACAGCUGCUCCAGCGGCCGCCUCGCGCAGCAGCUGCGCUUCCUGCGCGACGACGCGCGCUUCGCCUGCCCCGGCGGGCCGAAGCACCCGAACCGCGUCGUGCUGUGGGAGCAAUGA
This is a messenger RNA of Pedinophyceae sp. YPF-701, 771 nucleotides long. The record is from the annotation of a GenBank genome assembly. NCBI's taxonomy places the organism in Eukaryota, Viridiplantae, Chlorophyta, Pedinophyceae.